Dicrocoelium dendriticum is the source of this 2349-nucleotide messenger RNA. NCBI's taxonomy places the organism in Eukaryota, Metazoa, Platyhelminthes, Trematoda, Plagiorchiida, Dicrocoeliidae. The record is from the annotation of a GenBank genome assembly.
AUGUUACCGAUGGGGCUCACCACUACAACACUUGUUUCAUCUGGGGUCCGUGGGGGACCCGUCUUACCGUGGUACGCUUACUCCCUAGAGUUGCAGUCCAAGUGCAAUUCAACGGACUCCGUCUGGCCACAGCACGGGAGACCCAUUGAUCAUGCUCUCUCAGAACAAACGGCAAGAUCAUCCGGUAGAUGCGAUAGCAGUGCCGAUUUUAUAGUGGACGACGAAGGUUUUCUCGAUGGGCCCAGUGACUCUGCCUGCGGUAUGGAUGCGAGCGACGCUCUCACCUUGCGCUCCGAGUCACAUCAACAUAUAUCCAACCAAGCGAAUUCUCGUGCUCUGUGGAUCAAACAUCUUGCUUCGUCGGAUCGCACGCGACAAGAUUCCGUUUCGAGAAAUGGCAGCGUCGUGUUUGGCAGUCCUGAUGUGCCGCGAUUGUGGAAUUCGAUUAACCCGAAUCUGGACUCUUCGUCGCACACCGAGCUUUCCGAGACUGAGUCAACACAGCGCCCACCUCUUGGCGGUUCGGAAUGCUCACAUCCACCAACUGACACUCAACGCGCCUCGACAAUGUGGCCCGAAGACACCAAGGCAGCUGGUGAUGUGGAUGAGGAUGAGUUGGAAGUGGCUGACUUGUUGCAUUUGAUUGGGAGUUCUCUUGAUCGUUUCAAUGCCAUUCUUCAUCCAAGCGAGCUUUCUGCAACAGAUUCACGUAGCAUUGGCGAGCCGUUUUCAGACCGUAUUACUGACCCGACUUCUAGUGAUUACGGAUCAUUUGAGCCGUCUGUCGACAAGCCAACGCACUUCGGUAAUCUAAACGAAGCCUCAGAUAAGCACCAGUUGUUUCGCCCGCAAUUGUCCACAUCGUGUCCGGAUGAGACAGCGCUUCGAUCCCUGCCCCGAUUGCCUAGCUUCAAUUUGUUUGCCGGUGAAUCCUUCUCCAACUUGGAGCCUCCACCGGUUCACUGUAUGCAACCUCACUCAUCUGACACCCUGACCGAGCCCGGAAAAACGAUCACUCCUUCUUGUUUCCCUGCAUGGCCAACCGGUGGAUCAGGGGACCAACAACAUCGAGCCGGCUCCAUCUCGCACUCACCGUUCGGUUCGGCAUGCGCGCCUCCAAAACAGGCGGGCACAAGUGACGUCCAACACACACUGACUUUGCAAGCGGCUGGUGUCGAAAAUGUAGCUUCUAACAGCAUUGGAUGCUCGGUGGAUGCAAACCAAUCGUGCAUGCUCCUGGGCUCUUCCGAUCCGAGAAGUGCGUCCUAUCUACUCCAUUCAGUCAAGUUCGCUCCUUUUGGCGGGCGAACCAGACAAUCACUUAGUUGCAGUCAGCCAACAGGGGACAACCUGUACAGUUUGGACGCGAUCUUGAGUGGGGUUGAUUUGCUCAGUCUGAACAGAAGUCCGAAUCAAUCUGUUGGCGGUAGUAAACGGCGCACAUCCAGCGAUCCGAAAACCUCGUCCACUUCACAACUAGAGCAACUUAUCGGACCCACUGCGCCUCCUGGAUUAAAUGCUGGCCACGGUUACACCUGGUCUCGUGAGUGCAACACAUACGCAGCCAAUCCUGUCAAAUUACAGUCUGUUCUUCGCGGCGGUCGAAAGAGCGUGCUAUCCGCUUGCUUCUCGUCGGAACACAACACUUUAGAUGGACCGACGAUCGGCGCAGAACAGACCUUUUCGUCACAGUCGGAUCCACUCUCUAGUCCUCAUUCAAACCGUGGGCUAUUUUCAGCCGGAAGCUUUCCUGACUCCUCGACUUUCGGUGUCGCCUUCUCCCCAAAUUCGCCCCUUCCCUACCCAUUCACUUCGGCCGUUCCGUUUGUAGCAACCGAACCACCACCUCGAAUGCCGGUCGUGUUGGAUGCUCCAUCGGCUGUCGAUGCACAGAAUCGCGGGGUCUAUCUGGGCACCUCGAAACCGAUGUACACUCAAGUCAAACCAACCCCGCGCUUUGAAAACCACUCCCGCCCAUUUAUCCACCAUGGGUUACCUAACGUAGCUCAAACCCCCAUUCCUCUCUCUGCUUCAAUCGGUGAAGCGACCAUUCAGCGGCAAUCUCCAUCCGGAGCUUCAUCUUCCGGUUCAAAUGUCAGUCGGGCUCUACAGAGCAUGUUAUCACCGGAUAGCAGCAGUGCCCCAAAACCUGUGUUGGCCAAAUGGCGUCGCGCAUGCAGCUUCUACUUGCGUGGCUACUGCAAAAAAGAGGAUUGCGAAUUUGCACAUGACCUGACCAAAGUCACCUGCAAAUUUUGGGAAAUGGGCGAAUGCUUCAAGGGUUCCACUUGUCCGUUCCUACACGGUUACCCACCUGAAAUUGCCCCGUCCGAUACACCGGCUUGCUAA